AACUAAACACAUAUCUAUAAAUUUCAUCAUUUUCCAAUCACUCUCCUUUUGCUAAACAACUAAACCAACUACAAAUCAUAAGAUUAAGAAAGAUCAUCACAUUUUCUUAUCACUUUAAUUUUCAAAAUUUAAACUUUUCAUUCUCAUUUCACCAAAAUAAAAACACACAUCCAACACGGCAACUGAAUAAUAAUGCAACAAACAAACUAGCCCAACAAAGCCAAAAACUUUAAUCAAAAAUAUUUAUAUUUUGCGUAAGAGAAGGAAGAGCAGAGAUCUCUAUCUCUUCCUCUUUUUUCUCAAUUUCCUCACUUGGGUUCUCUCUACGUGAAUUCAAUUCAAUUGGGUUGCUCUUAUUUUUUCAUUUGAGUACUAAUUUAUGACUCAUUGCUGAACAACAUUACCACUGGUUUAUGAGGAACAAGAAAAAUAGAAGCUUUUUUGGCAGUUUUUAAGGUAAAAAAAGUAGCUUUCAAUCACAAGGCUGGCCUCGGCAGUCGAUAAAGUACGAUUUCCAAGAUUCUAUCUCAAUGAGCUAAUUUACUACCCAGAUGGUGAAAUGCCCUGCUUUACACGAUUCAAUCCCUUAACUAGUCUUAUUAUAACAUUAGCAUCAUCAUCAUCACCGACUCUCUCAAUUCAAUCAUCAAGAACUGAACUUUUUCUAUGAUGGGUAUCACCCUCUUGCUUAAUAACAGUCUCAUCACACUCUCAGUUUUGAAGGAAAUUCGAGGUUUACCUGUGCUGGAACUAGCUUCAAUUUGUAUUAAUUUGACGCUUUUCCUUGUUUUUCUCUUUAUAAUCUCUGCUAGGCAGAUAUUUGUUUGUGUUGGUAGAGUUAGGUUGCUGAAGGAUGAUAAUUCAGUUGCUAAUUCGAGUCCGAUUCGACGGAGUAAUGGUGAGGGGGAUAUUCCGGUAGUUAUUACAGUGAGUACAGGGUUUAAGCUGGUGUUGGCUUGUUGUUUCUACGUUUUGUUUUUGCAGUUUUUAGUUUUGGGGUUUGAUGGGAUUGCUUUGAUUAGAGAUGCUGUUAAGGGGGAAGUUGUGGAUUGGUCUAUAAUUUGUUUACCUGCUGCACAAGGCUUAGCUUGGUUUCUGCUGAGCUUUUCGGCUCUUCAUUGUAAAUUUAAAGCUUCUGAGAGGUUUCCUUUGUUGUUGAGGGUUUGGUGGGUUUUGUCGUUUUUGAUUUGUUUGUGUACUUUGUAUGGGGAUGGCAAGAGUUUUCUGAUUGAAGGUGUGAAGCAUUUGAGUUCUCAUGUUGUGGCGAAUAUUGCUGCAACUCCAGCUCUCGCUUUUCUAUGUUUUGUUGCUAUCGGAGGUGUAACUGGAAUCGAGGUUUGUAGGGAUUCUGAUCUUCAAGAGCCAUUACUUCUUGAAGAAGAGGUAGGGUGUCUUAAGAUCACUCCUUAUAAUGAUGCUGGUUUAUUUAGCUUAGUCACACUUUCAUGGUUAAAUCCACUCCUUUCUAUUGGUGCAAAGAGGCCGCUUGACCUCAAAGACAUUCCUCUUCUUGCUCCAAAAGAUCGAACUAAGACUAAUUAUAAGGUUUUGAAUUCCAAUUGGGAGAAGUUGAAGGCAGAAAGUACUUUGAAGCAGCCCUCUUUAGCAUGGGCGAUUCUCAAGUCUUUCGGGAAGGAAGCAGCUUGCAAUGCCAUAUUUGCCUUGAUAAAUACUCUCGUCUCAUAUGUGGGUCCAUAUAUGAUUAGCUACUUUGUUGAAUAUUUAGGGGGGAAAGAGACUUUCCCUCAUGAGGGAUAUAUACUUGCAGGGAUAUUCUUCUCAGCAAAGCUCGUGGAGACCUUAACAACCAGGCAAUGGUAUCUAGGGGUUGAUAUCUUGGGUAUGCAUGUAAGGUCAGCUCUGACAGCAAUGGUCUACCGAAAAGGACUUAGGCUCUCGAGCUUGGCCAAGCAAAGUCAUACCAGCGGAGAAAUUGUUAAUUACAUGGCAGUUGAUGUUCAGAGAGUAGGGGAUUACUCUUGGUAUCUCCAUGAUAUAUGGAUGCUUCCCUUGCAAAUAAUUCUUGCUCUUGCAAUUUUGUAUAAGAAUGUCGGAAUUGCUUCUGUUGCAACAUUAAUUGCCACUAUUAUCUCCAUCAUUGUGACUGUCCCCCUGGCUAAGGUGCAAGAAGAGUAUCAAGACAAGUUGAUGACUGCCAAGGAUGAUAGGAUGCGAAAAACUUCCGAGUGCCUGAGGAACAUGAGGAUUCUGAAGUUGCAAGCUUGGGAGGACAGGUAUCGACUGAAACUGGAGGAGAUGCGUGGUGUGGAGUUCAGGUGGCUCCGGAAAGCACUCUACUCACAAGCUUUUAUUACAUUCAUAUUUUGGAGCUCUCCCAUAUUUGUUGCAGCUGUCACUUUUGGUACUUCUAUUUUGUUGGGUGGCAAACUCACAGCAGGAAGUGUUCUUUCUGCUCUGGCCACUUUCAGAAUCCUACAAGAACCACUCAGGAAUUUUCCUGACUUGGUGUCAAUGAUGGCCCAGACAAAAGUUUCUCUUGAUCGAAUUUCUGGGUUCCUACAGGAGGAAGACUUGCGGGAAGAUGCAACCAUUGCACUGCCACGGGGCAUGUCAAACCUGGCCAUUGAAAUUAAAGAUGGUGAGUUUUGCUGGGACCCUUCUUCUUCUUCAAUGUCCACUUUAUCAGGCAUUCAAAUGAAGGUACAGAGAGGGAUGCGUGUAGCUGUUUGUGGCAUGGUCGGCUCUGGUAAAUCAAGCUUUCUCUCAUGCAUCCUAGGGGAGGUUCCCAAAAUAUCUGGUGAAGUGAGAAUUUGUGGCACUGCUGCAUAUGUAUCCCAGUCUGCAUGGAUACAGUCAGGAAAUAUUGAAGAAAAUAUUCUUUUUGGUAGUCCAAUGGAUAAACCAAAGUACAAGAAUGUUAUCCAUGCUUGUUCACUGAAAAAGGAUUUGGAACUUUUCUCACAUGGCGAUCAAACCAUAAUUGGCGAUAGAGGUAUAAAUUUGAGUGGUGGCCAGAAGCAACGGGUACAGCUUGCAAGGGCACUGUAUCAAGAUGCAGACAUCUAUUUGCUUGAUGAUCCCUUCAGUGCUGUUGAUGCACACACUGGUUCCGAGUUGUUUAAGGAGUACAUAAUGACGGCGCUAGCAAACAAGACUGUAGUUUUUGUGACCCAUCAAGUUGAAUUCUUGCCAGCUGCUGAUUUAAUACUGGUUUUGAAGGAAGGGCGCAUCAUACAGGCAGGGAAAUAUGAUGAUCUUUUACAAGCAGGAACUGAUUUCAAAACUUUAGUCUCAGCUCACCAUGAAGCAAUUGAAGCUAUGGAUAUCCCAAACCACUCUUCAGAGGAUUCAGAUGAAAGCACUUUGGAUAACACUGUCAUGUUUAUUAAAAAAAUUGAUUCAACUGGAAGUAAUGUUGACAGUUUAGCUAGGGAAGUGCAAGAGAGUGCAUCGUCAUCAGAUCAGAAAGCUGUUAAAGAGAAAAAGAAAGCAAAACGCUCAAGGAAAAAGCAGCUUGUUCAGGAAGAGGAAAGAGUGAGAGGAAGAGUAAGCAUGAAAGUUUACUUGUCAUAUAUGGCCGCAGCAUAUAAAGGCUUAUUGAUUCCUCUUAUAGUCCUUGCUCAAGCAUUGUUUCAGUUUCUUCAAAUAGCUAGUAAUUGGUGGAUGGCUUGGGCAAAUCCCCAAACCGAAGGAGGUCAACCUAGGGUAAAUGCUAUGGUCCUUCUUGGUGUUUAUAUGGCCCUUGCCUUUGGAAGCUCUUGGUUUAUAUUUGUGAGGGCAGUUCUGGUUGCUACGUUCGGCCUGGCAGCUACACAGAAAUUAUUUUUGAAGAUGCUUAGAAGUGUUUUCCGAGCACCAAUGUCUUUCUUUGAUUCUACUCCAGCUGGCCGCAUCUUGAAUCGUGUGUCCAUCGAUCAAAGUGUAGUGGAUCUUGAUAUUCCUUUUAGGCUUGGUGGGUUUUCUUCAACAACAAUACAGCUUAUCGGAAUUGUUGGUGUGAUGUCUAAAGUUACCUGGCAAGUUUUGCUUCUUGUUGUUCCUAUGGCUGUUGCUUGCUUGUGGAUGCAGAAAUACUACAUGGCAUCUUCAAGGGAACUUGUCCGCAUUGUUAGUAUCCAGAAAUCUCCGAUCAUCCAUCUAUUUGGUGAGUCAAUUGCUGGAGCUGCUACAAUAAGAGGCUUUGGGCAAGAAAAACGGUUCAUGAAGAGAAAUCUAUAUCUUCUUGACUGCUUUGCUCGUCCAUUCUUUUGUAGUCUUGCUGCUAUUGAAUGGCUAUGCCUACGCAUGGAAUUACUUUCAACCUUUGUCUUCGCUUUCUGCAUGAUUUUACUUGUUAGCUUCCCCCAUGGAAGUAUUGAUCCAAGCAUGGCAGGCCUUGCUGUAACAUAUGGCCUAAACUUAAAUGCACGGCUAUCGCGUUGGAUUCUUAGCUUUUGCAAACUCGAAAAUAAGAUUAUUUCCAUAGAAAGGAUAUAUCAAUACAGCCAAAUUACUAGUGAAGCUCCAUCAAUUAUUGAGGAUUUCCGUCCUCCAUCGUCAUGGCCAGAGAAUGGGACAAUUGAUCUGAUUGAUUUAAAGGUUCGUUAUGCUGAGAAUCUUCCUAUGGUGCUUCACGGGAUAUCAUGCCACUUUCCUGGUGGAAAUAAAAUUGGAAUAGUUGGGCGAACUGGAAGCGGUAAAUCUACAUUGAUCCAAGCACUAUUUCGUUUGAUUGAACCUUCUGAAGGUAGAAUUAUAAUAGACAACAUCGACAUUUCUACAAUUGGCCUCCAUGAUCUUCGUAGCCGUCUAGGUAUUAUACCCCAGGAUCCUACCUUAUUUGAAGGAACAAUUAGGGGCAAUCUUGAUCCCCUUGAAGAGCAUUCAGAUCUGGAAAUUUGGCAGGCCCUGGAUAAGUGUCAGCUUGGAGAGACAGUGCGUCAAAAAGAGCUAAAACUUGAUUCACCAGUGCUAGAAAAUGGAGACAAUUGGAGUGUUGGGCAAAGGCAACUUGUUUCCCUGGGCCGUGCUUUGCUGAAGCAGGCAAGAAUUCUGGUACUUGAUGAAGCAACAGCAUCAGUUGAUACAGCUACAGACAAUCUUAUUCAGAAGAUCAUUCGGACAGAGUUUAAUAACUGCACCGUGUGCACAAUAGCACAUCGUAUUCCAACUGUCAUAGACAGUGAUCUCGUUUUGGUACUAAGCGAUGGUCGAGUUGCAGAGUGUGAUACUCCAUUGCGAUUGUUAGAGGACAAAUCAUCCAUGUUUCUUAAGCUGGUAACCGAGUACUCGUCAAGGUCAAGCGGCAUACCAGACAUCUGAAAUGGCCGGCAUGCCCAAUAUUGUUCCGAGUCAGAUGCAGCAAGAGCAGACUGGCAGCCACAAAUGAAGCGAAACGGCUGAUGCUGCUCUGUGUACUUCUGCAGCUGCUACAUUCGGCAAGCAGAAAGAGAAAUGGGAAGCCGACAAUCAUCGGCAAAGAUCCCGAUAGGUGAAAGUAUAACAUCAUCUAAAGCACAGAUGGAGAAAUGAUGAGUCAUAGUUGGUAAUGGUAAGAUGAAAAGAAUAAGUUGGGUGGUAAAUAAUUGCAGGGAAAUGGGUUAAUUAUGUGCAAUAAAUUAGAUUUUAGAUUUAAAGCAGGCCUUUUUGUAUUUCCCUUAAAGGCUUAGGAAUUAUGUAGAAGACAAUACCAAUUCCACUUGUUCUAGUGCCCUAAUUUUAGUUUUAGAUUAUAACAUUUUUGGAUGCAACAAAUUUUGCCCUAUGUUUCUCUCCA
Messenger RNA from Mercurialis annua (annual mercury), 5716 nucleotides. Its product is annotated as ABC transporter C family member 5. The record is from RefSeq and is a predicted model, not a curated record. Gene Ontology annotation, biological process: transmembrane transport. The coding region runs from base 667 to 5262 and encodes 1531 amino acids. Lineage: Eukaryota; Viridiplantae; Streptophyta; Magnoliopsida; Malpighiales; Euphorbiaceae. The transcript has 12 exons. Gene Ontology annotation, molecular function: ATP hydrolysis activity; ATP binding; ABC-type transporter activity. Gene Ontology annotation, cellular component: vacuolar membrane; plant-type vacuole.